Molecule: messenger RNA, 16682 nt
Organism: Salpingoeca rosetta
Lineage: Eukaryota; Choanoflagellata; Craspedida; Salpingoecidae
Exons: 17
Coding region: 510-16682 (5390 amino acids)
Cellular component (GO): extracellular region
Molecular function (GO): chitin binding; protein binding
Source: RefSeq, a predicted model, not a curated record
CGACGUUCCUUCUUUCCACCCGCACAUUGCAUUCACACCUGCUGCCGCUGGCUGUUCUCUCUUUCUCUCUCGCUCUCAUUGCCAUCAUCGGUGGUUGGUGCGGUCUCACAGCAACAUCGAGGGUUUGGGUACCUCUCUCUCUCUCUCUCUGUCUCUCACUCACAGACACAUACACACAAAGACAGACACACAGACAGACACAUACUGUGUCUUCAUCGACAUCUGUUGUUGGCAGCCAUUUUUUCGUUUCCCUUUCUGACCGACUGCCGACCUAUCCAACCCUUCUUCUUCUUCUUCUUUUUCUUCUUCUUGUUCCUCCUCCUCGACGACCACCACCACUACCACUACUAUAGCCACCACAUUGUGAUUGGUGAUUUGGCCUUCUUUUUUGGUGGCGGUGACAACACCCACGACAACAAAACAGCCAAGCGCAGGGGUUUGAUCUCGACCGAUCGAUCGGGCCCAACCUGUGCACGUCAGCAGACGAAACCAAGCUCAAAACCAAGCUGAUGGCCCGGCAUCGGGCCAAUCGUGCUGGCUCCUUCUGCCUUUGCGUUGCUGACACACGCAGGGCUGCAACAACGACAACUACCAUGUCUGCCACACGACCAUCAUCCCGCGUCAAGACGCCAACGGCAUCUCCGUUGCCUUGGCUGCUUGUCGCACUGUUCUUCGUGAGCGCUGGCCUCGCAUCCGCUGAUACAGCGCCGUGCAGCGCCGGCUUCUACGCCAACAACAACAACACCUGCAUCCAAUGCUCAGCCGGUUACUAUUGUCUCGGGAACUUCGAUGCCCCGACACCUUGCUCCCCCGGAACGGAGAACCCUCUUCCUGGACAAACGUCAUCUGCCAGCUGCACGGCAUGUGCGGACGGCGAGUACUCUGAUUAUGCAGCAACAGCAUGCACGUCGUGCCCGGCAGGCAGCGCUUGCGCCGAUCCGGCGGCGGCCCCAACGCUUUGCAUCGCAGGCAAAUAUGCCCCAGCAGCUCAGACCGCAUGCUUGGACUGCCCUGCUGGGUACCGGUGCCCGAUUGACGGGAUGGGUGCACCGACUGCGUGCGCCGACGGCACCUACAGCACCGGCAACGCGGAGGUGUGCGUGGAGUGCCCUGGCGGGUAUGCGUGCAUGGAUGCGAGUGCGACGCCUGUGAUCUGUGGGGAAGGGUACUACAGCGAGGCUGGGAGCACAUCGUGCGAGCUGUGCCGGAAUGGGACAGCGUGUGGGGGCCAAGGCAACAGCAUGCCUGUGACGUGUGGUGCUGGGACGUACAGCGGGUAUGGGGCGGCACAGUGUGAGCCGUGCCCACUUGGCUUUUACUGCCCUGUUCCACUUCUUGGUACGUGUGCGUGUGCGACGGGCCACUACAGCGAGCCUGGGUCUGACGGGUGCACGGCGUGCCCUGCAGGGACGUACUGCCCAACGCAGGAGGGCCCGCAGCGGCGGCCGACGGCGUGUGCAGAGGGGACGUAUGCGGAUGCGGAGGCGCAGACGUCGUGCACGCUGUGCCCUGCUGGGUAUGCGUGCUACGAUGCGAGUGUUGCGCCUGUUGGGUGCGCUGCUGGGACGUACAGCGGGGAGGGCGCGACCAACUGCACCACAUGCCCUACCGGGCACUACUGCGAGGCGCUUGCUGAUGCGCCUGUGGAGUGUUUGAGCGGGACGUAUGCUGCCAGCGGGCAGUCGUCAUGUGAUGACUGCCCUGCUGGGUACCGGUGCCCGAUUGACGGGAUGGGUGCACCGACUGCGUGCGCCGACGGCACCUACAGCACCGGCAACGCGGCGUGUGCGACGGGCCACUACAGCGAGCCUGGGUCUGACGGGUGCACGGCGUGCCCUGCAGGGACGUACUGCCCAACGCAGGAGGGCCCGCAGCGGCGGCCGACGGCGUGUGCAGAGGGGACGUAUGCGGAUGCGGAGGCGCAGACGUCGUGCACGCUGUGCCCUGCUGGGUAUGCGUGCUACGAUGCGAGUGUUGCGCCUGUUGGGUGCGCUGCUGGGACGUACAGCGGGGAGGGCGCGACCAACUGCACCACAUGCCCUACCGGGCACUAUUGUGCGUUCAUGUCGACAACCCCUCGCCGCUGCGCUGCUGGCACCUACGCGCACGAAGGCCAGGGUGAAUGCACCGCUUGCGUUGCUGGUCAGUAUUCGCUUGCGGGAGCGUCGUCAUGCAAAACGUGUGCCUCUGGAUACUACACCACCAGCAACAGCUCUUCCACAUGCAGUAUCUGUCCGACUGGCUAUGCUUGUGGGGAUCCAUCCUCUUCCCCGGUGGAGUGCCCUUCCAACAGCUUCGCCCCUGCUGGCUCCACGGUGUGCCAGUCGUGCCCCGACGGCUACUCCUGCAACGGCGACAGCUUGGACCUCUGCCCGCUCGGCCAGUACUCGAAUGGCGGCACGUGUGAGGACUGCCCUGCCGGAAACUAUUGCCCGAACCCCUUGUCGCAGCCCAUCCAGUGCCCAUCUGGGCGCUAUGCGAACGAAACUGGCCGCUCGAGCUGCCUGCCGUGCCCAAAGGGCCACUCCUGCUACAACCCUGCCCAUGCCCCAACGGCGUGUGCUGCGGGCACGUACAGCAUCGCUGGCGCCAUUGGCUGCGAUGCAUGUUCAUCCGGCACAUUCUCCAGCGAAGGCGCCGACCACUGUUCUCCAUGCAGUCUUGGCUACACCUGCGCCGACCCAUCCUCGCCCCAGCCCUGCCCUGCUGGCACGUACUCCACCUCUGACGGUGUUUGCAGGGACUGCGAUGUUGGCUCGUACAGCCCGGCUGGCUCGCACGCGUGCUUCCCAUGCCCGCCCGGGUAUGCAUGUGGCGAUCCUGGCAGCCCAACGCUGUGCUCCAACGGCACCUGGUCGCCCGGCGGUGACGUGAGCGUGUGUGAGACGUGCGUUGCCGGGUACAAGUGCGUCUCCGGCAUGCAGCCGGUCGCUUGUCGGUCUGGCACGUACUCGACCAGUGGCGCUUCCACUUGUGAGCCGUGCCCCGUCAACCACAAGUGCACGGCCACAAACGUUGUGCCCGAAGCCUGCGAUGACGGCGACUAUUCCCCUGCGGGAACCACGUUCUGCUCGUCGUGCCCUGCUGGCUACGCGUGCGACACGGGCGAGCCUGUGGCCUGUGGUGACGGGUGGUAUUCCCUUGAUGGCGAGAUGAUGUGCACUUCCUGCCCUGCUGGGUCGUCGUGCCCCGUUCCCGAGGUUGCGCCUGUGGCUUGCGGCUCGGGCUACUACGCGCUUGGCGGCAACACGACAUGCUCCCUGUGCCCUGCUGGGUUCCAAUGCCUGCAGGCAAGCACGCCGGUUGCCUGUGCUGGUGGAUUCUACUCUCGAGCUGGCUCGAUCCGCUGCUCGGAAUGCCCACCUGGUUAUGCGUGCCCAACGCCCUCCGAUACGCCAGUUGUCUGCUCGCCUGGCUCGUACAGUGUUGGGCAGCAGCAAUCCUGCACCAACUGCACCGCUGGCUUUGCUUGCCCCUCCAUCACAGACCCCGCGGCGGCCGUGUCCUGCAAGGCGGGCACGUUCUCGGGAUCUGGCGCCGAGCUGUGCAGCAUCUGCCCCGCUGGCAUGUAUUGUUCUGCUACAAACACGGCGGAUGGCGACCAGCUGGCCUGCCCGGCCGGCAGCUUUUCCGUAGGCGGCCAGGCCACAUGCACGCAAUGCCCAGCUGGAUGGGCGUGCCCUGCUGUUGAUGGCAGCCAGAACUUCCCGUGCCUGCCCGGCACGUUUUCUGGGCCGAAUGCGACCAUGUGCACCGACUGCGCUGCUGGUGAGGCCUGCCCCGUGCCAACAACGGACAGCAGCAUCACGUGUGCACCAGGCACUUAUGCGGUUGCGGGCUCCACGUACUGUACAACCUGUCCCAAGGGCAAGGCGUGCAAGGACACAGCCACGGACGCCACGCAGGACUGCCCGGCAGGCUCAUACUCGGUUGGCGGGCAAGUCAACUGCACAGAAUGCCGUGCCGGGUUUGCGUGCCCUUCUAUCUACGACGACCUGCAGAUCACAUGCGGGUCUGGGUUUUACUCUCUGGCCGGACAGACAGAGUGCACGGGCUGCCCUGCCGGAAGCUACUGCCCCAACACAGCCUCAGAGCCCAUCGCUUGUCCACCUGGAUCGUACAGCGCAGCACAUAGCACAGAGUGCACGGUGUGCCCUGCUGGGUACGAGUGUUCCAAUGCGGCCAUCGCCCCUGUGGUGUGCGCUGCUGGCACAUACAGCGUCGCCAACUCAACAGCGUGUCUGCAGUGCAACGCCGGGUAUGCGUGCCCGUCAGGGUCACAGAACGCCAACGACACACGCUACCUGUGCCCUGCCGGCUCCUACUGCCCGGAUGGCCUGAAUGUUGUCGUGUGCCCGCAGUACACAUACAUGCCGACGCAGGGUGCCGCCAGCGUGGACGACUGUCUUCGCUGUCCACCUGGCUACUACUGCCCAGCAGGCACUGGCGUGCUGAGCUCCAACGACCUCUGCCCAGAGGGCUACUACUGCAACGCUUCGUUUGUUCCCUGCCCAGCGACCACGUACAACGACCGGCGUGGCAUCUCGCUGGUGUCGCAGUGCAAGCUGUGUCCAAGCGGGCACUACUGCGACGCCGGCAGCAGCUCGCCACUGCUGUGCCCGCGCGGCAGCUACUGCGAGCCUGGCGUGUCGGUGCCAACGGACUGCGCUGUGGGCUCCUUCAACAACGAGACUGGCGCCGAGGACUCGUCGUUCUGUCAAACGUGCAUUGAGGGCCACUACUGCGUGGAAGGGUCCACCGUGCCCGAGCCGUGCCCAGCCGGCACGUACCAGUCGUACACGGGCCGCGGCGCGGAUACGGAUUGCUUGGAGUGCUGGGCAGGGCACACGUGCCCCUCCACGGGCACGGUGACGCCAACAGAAGGAUGCGCCACUGGCCACUACUGCCCACUCGGCACGUCUGUGUCCACGCAGAACCCUUGCCCUGCAGGCACAUACUUCAACUUCCACAACGCCACGACCGAGGACGACUGCAUGCCGUGUCCUGCGAGCAAGGCGUGCUACUCUGGGACAGGCGGCACGGACCAAGUGCCUGUGUCGUGCGCUGCCGGCCACUACUGCCCAGAGGGCACCCGCUACCCAACUGAGUUUGACUGCCCCGCAGGCACGUAUUCGACGUUGACCAACCUCAAGGACGCCGACGAGUGCACGGAGUGUCCCAAGGGGUCGUACUGCACGGGUGGUGACUCAGCCGUGUCCAACACCUGCCCACAGGGGUACUACUGCCCCGCGGGCACGCAGUACAGCACGCAGUUUGCCUGCCCUGCUGGCACGUACGGCGCUGCCACGGGGCUGGUGCGUGUGGAGGACUGCCUUGUGUGCCCAGAGGGUCACUACUGCCCAGCAGCGUCCACAGACCCGCAAACAGACACGCCGUGCCCGGCCGGCACGUACUCGUCACAGGAGGGCCUGCAGCUUGAGUCACAGUGCACCACCUGUGAUGCUGGGUACGAGUGCCCGGCCACGGGCAUGACCGAGCCAACCAUCUGCGAGCCAUCCACGUACAGCGCAGCUGGUGCCCAGGCCUGCCAGACGUGCUUGGCUGGGUACUACUGCCCGCUGAAUGGCACAACCGAGACAAUCAUGCUAUCGGAGCACGUGUGCCCUGCUGGCGUCACGUGCGAGGCUGGCCGCGACCAUGCCCCUGAUUUGGUGGACGACGCGUGCCCGGCCGGCUACUACUGCCUUGCUGGUGACAUCAACAGUUCGCCCCAGCCCUGCCCAGCAGGGACUUACCUCCCCUUCACUGGCGCUGAGGACUCCGAUCACUGCAUCGCUUGUCCGCGAGGCAUGUACUGCAACGACACGGCGCUGUCGGCGCCUGUUGGCGACUGCCCUGCUGGUUACUUCUGCGAGGAAGGCACGGCUGACCCGCACACGGACCCGUGUCCCAUUGCCUUCUACCUGGCCUACACGGGUGCGGAGUCGAGCAGCGACUGUGCCGUGUGUCCUGCGGGCUACUACUGCCCAACCCAGGCCACGGUGACCCCAAUCGUGUGCCCGGCUGGCCGUUACUGCCCCACCAACUCGGACCAGCCGUCCAGCUGCCCGCUGGGCACGUACUCCAACAGCACGGGCCUACGGCUGAGCUCCAGCUGCUUGUCGUGCCCGCCCGGCCGCUACUGCAGCGACAUGGGUCUCACGGAGCCGUCGGGCCUGUGCGAGGCCGGCUUCUAUUGCAUUGCCCGCGCACGUUCAUCUGCCCCAACCGACGGCGUUACCGGUGACCUCUGUCCCACAGGCGGCUACUGUGAGCUUGGUUCCAUCCAGCCCGUAUCAUGCCCAGCAGGCACAUACAGCAACACCUCUGGUGCUCUCGAUGCCAGCUAUUGUGUCGACUGUCCAGCCGGCUACUAUUGCGAAGGCAGCAACAAGCCCGAGCCGACAGGUGAAUGCUACGCUGGGUACUACUGUACUGGCGGUGCGACUGUGGCGACACAGUUCCCCACCACUCCCGGCCACUACACCAAGGCCGGCAGCCCGCACCAGACACCGUGCGAGCCUGGCACGUUCCAGCCCAGCGCACAAGCCUCGUCCUGCCUACCGUGCUUGGAAGGCUUCGUCUGUCCCAGCAAUGGUACAACGACGCCAACACCGUGCCCCGCUGGCGGCUAUUGCCCCGAAGGCUCGCACACCAAGCAGCCCUGCCCAGCCGGCACGUAUGCGCCCACAGGCGGCUUGAAGAACGUGACCGAGUGCACGCCGUGCCCCGUGGGCCAGUACUGUGAGACAACGGGCCUCUCCGCUCCGACGGGCGACUGCCUUGCCGGCUACUACUGCGAUGGCGGCAGCGUGACGUCCGUGCCCAUGCUGGCCAUUGAGGGUGGCGGGCUGUGCCCACAAGGCUACUACUGCCCCGCAGGCACCCGGCACCAGUUUGAGUCGCCCUGCCCGCGCGGCACGUUCAACAACCAGACGGGCCUGCAGUCGUCAGUGGGCUGCACCCCAUGCACCCCUGGCUUCUACUGCGAGACAGUGGGCCUGCGAGAGCCAACUGCACCAUGCAACGAAGGCCACUACUGCCUUGAAGGCCUUGACCUGCCAAACCCGUCGGAUGCUACGUCGCACCUUGGCGACGGCGACGUGUGCCCCCAGGGCCACGCCUGCCCGCUCGGCACGGCCUUCCCUGUGGCCUGCGACAACGGCACAUUCACCAACCACACGGGCGCAGCCGCGUGUUAUACGUGCCCUGCUGGCUACCAGUGCACGCGCAGGCUGCCGUUCCUCAGCACGCCGGGAGGUGUGUACGAUGUGGACGAGUGCCGCACGGGCCACUGGUGCCCAAGCGGCACCGGCAUUGACGCCGUUCCAUGCCCAGCGGGUACAUACAGCAGCAACACGGGCCUACGAUCUGCGGGCGACUGCACGCCGUGCGACCCCGGCUACUACUGCUCCCUCACCGGCGCGGAGUCCCUCGUCGAUGCCGGCGGCGGCCUGUGCGACGCCGGGUACUACUGCGCGGCGGGCGUGGAUGUCCCCGCGCCACAGGCCGAGUUCUCUGGCGUUGGCGGCCCGUGCCCCGCAGGCUACUUCUGCCCGCAGGGCACAUCCACGCCGCAGGCCUGCCCUGCUGGCACGUUCUCCAACACCACGCACCUGACCUCGGUCAACGAGUGCAUUGACUGCCUGCCUGGCAUGUACUGUGGCAGCGAGCACCUCACGGAGCCAACGGGUCCCUGCGAUGCGGGCUGGUACUGCACGCUUGGCGCGGACACGGCUCAGCCCACCAGCGCCUCGGGGACGGGCGCCAUCUGCCCCACGGGCAGCUACUGCCCGAGCGGCACGUCCUCGCCAUUCGACUGCCCAGCGGGUUCAUACAACCCGAUUGAGGGGCAGGCCGCGUGCUUUGCGUGCCCCUCUGGCUACUACUGCCCCGCAGGCACCUCUGCGUUUGCCGGCUACCCGUGUCCCGAGGGCCACUACUGCCCGCAGAACACCACGUUUGCCACGGAGUAUGAGUGCCCGCCCGGGACAUUCAACAAUGUCACGGGCGCUGAGGCCGUGGAAGACUGCAUCCCGUGUCCCCCUGGCUACUACUGCGAGCAGUUUGGCCUGUCACAGCCAACGGGGCCUUGCGACGAGGGCUGGUACUGCCAGCAGGGCGCCUCCACCGCCCGCCCCGCCAUCAACUCAACCGACCCCUCCGUGUGUCCGUUUAUCGGCCUUGGCGGCCGCUGCCCUCGCGGCUACUUCUGCCCCACCGCCUCCUUCACACCCACGCCGUGCGAGCCGGGGCGUGCGUGCACGAGCGAGGGUCUGGCCGCCAGCGACGAGGAGUGUGCGCCCGGCUUCCUGUGCUACGGCGCUGCCCUCACCGCCAUGCCCACGGAUGGCGUGACUGGGGAAGUCUGUCCCGCGGGCUACUACUGCCCUGCCGGCAGCUCCACCCCGAUUGCCUGCGCGGCGGGGACCUUUUCCAACGUGACCAUGGCCACCAACGUGAGCGCGUGCCUGCCUUGCCCAAUCGGCCACGCGUGCGUGAGCCAGGCCACCACGGACCCCGAGCCCUGCGCCGCGGGCUACUACUGCAACGAGGAAGGCCAAACAAGCACGACGCCGGGCUCAAAGCUGUGCCCGCCCGGGUAUUACUGCCCCGAAGGCACGCCCGACCGCGUCUCGUGCCCGUCUGGCAGCUACCAGGACGAGGACGGCCAGGCAGACUGCAAGCAGUGCCCGGCAAGCUACGUGUGCAACGCCACCGUUGCGCCCGUCACCAACCCGUACCUGGUGGCGUGCCCCGCUGGCUACUACUGCCCCGCCGGCACGCGCUUCGAGCAGGAGUACCCGUGUCCGGCUGGCACGUUCAGCAACGCCCUCGGCUUGGACGAGGAGAGCGACUGCACGCCAUGCACAGCCGGCAUGUACUGCGAGGAGGCCCACCUCACCGCGCCGACUGGGCCCUGCGACGCAGGCUUCUAUUGCACAGGCGGCGCAAGCUCAGCGCAGCCCACAAACGGCACCACGGGCGACGAGUGCCCCGUGGGCUCGUACUGCCCUGCCGGCAGCGAGAUACCGGUGGCCUGCCCGGAAGGGAGCGCCACCACAGAGACGAGGCAGUCCCGUGUGGACGACUGCGAGCUGUGUGGCCCUGGCCAGUACUGCGUGCAGGGGCAGCCGGCCGUUGACUGCGACCCCGGCUUUGUGUGCAAGCAAGGCGCGACCGUGCCAGACCCGGUUGCGUUUGCGUUCAACGACGAGCUGAACCAGACCACGGGCGGGUACAUCUGCCCCGCGGGGCACUACUGCCCAGGUGGCACGGGCGCAGAGCUGCUGUGCCUGCUGCACACGUACCAGCCAAGCCCUGGCCAGAGCGCGUGCCUGCCUUGCCCUGCCGGGCAGCAGUGCCUGACGCUCGGCCUCUCCGACACGGAGGACUGCGACAUUGGCUACUACUGCGAGGAAGGCGUGGCGCCGCAACCGUGCCCGGGUGGCACGUACGGCGCCGGCGAUGGCCUGCGCAGCAGCGGCGAGUGCACGACGUGCCCUGCCGGACACUACUGCAGUGGUCUCGGCGAAUCUGCGCCCACGGGCGAGUGUGCCGCGGGCUACCUGUGCCCGCAGGGGCAGAGCACGGCCACGCCGGCUGCCCACAAGUGCCCGGCCGGCAGCUACUGCGAGCAGGGGGCCAUCACGGAGACCAAGUGCCCUGCUGGCCGCUUCCGCGCCAACGAGCAGGGCGAGGGCCUGGACGACUGCGACCUGUGCACGCCUGGGUACUACUGCGACCGCACGGGGCUCACGGCGCCAACAAACCCCUGCGCUGCGGGCUACUACUGCCCCUCGGGUGUGGAGAAUGCCCUGGCAACGCCGUCCAACUACCAGUGCCCGCGCGGCUCGUACUGCCCGCAAGGGUCGCCGAGCCCGACCCAGUGCCCCGAUGGGACGUACCAGGACCAGCUGCGCCAGUCAACGUGCAAGCUGUGCCCCGCCGGCUACUACUGCAACAAUGGCGCGGAGGAGCCCGUCAUCUGCCCCGCAGAGCACUACUGCCCCGCCAACUCGUCGCUGCCCACCGUAUGCCCGGACGGCACGUACAACGAGGGCGAGGGCCUGACUGGCGCGGAGAGCUCCCCGUACGAGUGCCCGCCGUGCCCUGGCGGAAAGUACUGCACCCAGGGGCGCAUCACGGGCGACUGCGUUGCCGGGUACGUGUGCGUGUCCGCGAGCCCAAGCCCAACGCCAGACCUUGAGGACGGCACCGCCCGCCUCUGUGACGCGGGCCACUACUGCCCGGCCGGCACCAUCAACCCCACGCCGUGCCCCGCGCGCACGUACCGGGACACCUCUGGCGCGGAGCAGCUGAGCCAGUGCGCGAGCUGCCCUGCCGGCUUCACGUGCGGCAGCGCCACGGUGACCCCGGAGCCGUGCCCAACGGGCUACUACUGCCUCGAGGGCGACGACCCAACGCCGUGCCCUGUCGGCACGUACAACAACGCAACUGGCGCAGAGGAUGCGCUGGACUGCAUCGAGUGUCCCGCGGGCUACAUCUGCGAGACAAGCGGCACGUCCACGUACGAGCUCUUCUCCUGCAUCCCAGAUCACUACUGCCCCCAGGGCGUGGACAGCCCCAUCCCCUGCGCAGACGGCUCACGCUUCAGCGGCACUGGCCUCGGCUCUGAGGACGGCUGCACGCUGUGCCCGGGCGGGUUCCGCUGCCCCGGCCUCGAUGCCAACGACCGCAUGAAGCUCAUCCCCUGCACCGCCGGCACCUACUGCCCCGCUGGCGCCACGGAGGCCACGACCUGCCCCGGCGGAUACUACUGCCCCUCGCAGGCGUCCGCCCCCGUCAUCUGCCCUGGGUCGCACUACUGCCCCGCCGGCAGCACCGAUCCCACGGCGUGUGUCGCCUCGUACUACUGCCCCGAGGGCAGUUCGUCGCAGCGGCAGUGCCCUUACGGCUACCGCGGCAACUCGCAGGCGGUGGUUGACGCAAACGACCUGGCAACAGUGUCCACGGCCUGCGAGGCGUGUCCCGCGGGGACGUACGCGUACCUGGACGAUGACGACCUGGUGCAGUGCGGCAACUGCCCGACGGGCUACUUCUGCCCGCUCGCCGCUGGCGUGGACGCAACAAUGGCGCAGGUGGACUGCAACACCAACUCCCCCACGUACGUGUACGGCGACAUUGACCAGAGCGACCUGACGCUGCAGUCGUCCUACUACUGCGAGUGCCCUGUUGGCCAUUACUGCCCCAACAACACUGCGCUGCCGGUGGCCUGCCCCGCAGGCACGUACAACGACGCAGCUGGCAGCACCUCCCUGGACGCCUGCAAGCCGUGCCCGGCCAAUACGUACAACCCGGAGACGGCGCAGGCUGCCUGCCUGCCGUGCGGGUCCAGCGCGUACUCCGCAGCCGGUGCCACAUCGUGCAUCUGCUACGGCAACAACCGCAUCUUCUCCCGCGGUGACGGCGAGUGCACGUGCCGGUCUGGCUUUGUGUUCUUCGACGAGACUGGGAAGGAGGUGAGCGAGGGCGACAGCCGGGAGUCGUGCCAGCCGGAGACGCUCGCGCCCUGCGCCACCAACCAGGUGCUGUUUGGGAACCGCAUCUGCGUCAACCCCAACAACCGCGCUGCAGUGCAGUCCGUGUGCGCCGAGGAGUGCCGGGGUGCCACCAACGUGAAGAGCAUCAACGCCAACCUGGGCGUGUGCGAGUGCACGCAGUACGCGCUGGUGGAGGAGGUCUGCAACACCACGUGCAAGGCCCUGCAGUCGUCUCUCAAGUGCGCCAAUGACGGCACCUACCAGCUCAUCGACUCCCUGGGAACCGUCGCCUACGUGUUCAGCGAGUGCGCUGGCUUGCGCGGCACGUGUGCACCCGGAGCACGCAUCACACCGACGGCAUUGGAUGUCGUUGGUAAUGAUACCGUCGUGGUUGGCGUCUUUGCUGACGACACGUACUGGUUCAACCUGUGUGGUGUUUCCCUCGAGGCUCGACGCCGCCGCAGCAGCAGCGACAGCAACAGCGGCGACAACGCCACGGUCACUGCUGAAAAGCUCACUGCUGGCGGCGUUGAUGCUGGUGCUGGUGUUGGUGUUGGUGUUGGUGGAGAGAGUUUCGCCCCUGCUUCUGCUCCUGGGGCUGCCGCGUUUGCUGCGGUGGGGGCGGCGAGGCGAGUGCGUCGUGCCGAUGGCAGCGGAGGUGUGUCCACCACCGCCGGCAGCCCGGCCAUGCCAAACCCGCUCAUCUGCAUUGAAGCAGGUCAGGCGGUGACGUUCUCGCUGAGCCGCGACACGGAGCCAGCGUCUUUCCCGCGCUACGACAAGGACCACCUGCUCAACAGCAACCCGGACUUUGACUACGGUGCGUUCCGCGCCCUGGCGACGGUGGUGGAGCAGAGCGAGGCCCCCGUCAACUCGUUUGUGCACACGUUUGAAGACGCUGGCGUGUAUGUGUUCUACGACAACGCGCGCCCGAACGCUCGCACGUUUGUACGUGUGAUGGAGGAGGGCAGCACAUGCACGGAGAGCAUCCAGGCUGCGACGGCACAGAACCUGCAGGUUGUGGGCGCUUCCAAAUCAUCCACGACGCAGGAGCCGGACUUGACCAUUGUUGCGGCUGUGCUGAGUGUGCUGGGUGCCAUCAUCGCGGUUGGCUCCAUCGUGCUUCUGAUGUACCGCCCGGCCAAGUGGGCCGAGGAGCGGCAGAAGACGACGCGCCCGCAGUACCUGACCAAGGGUGCGGUGUCGCCGUAUCUGCUGGCCGCCGCAGACGGGCACGUGCUAGAGCGCAUCCGAUACGAGCCCAACCUGCUGGAGGGCCUGACGGUGCGGCAGUUGUUUGACCACCUCAACGACUACUCGAAGAAGGUGGAUGCGGAGCUGACGGAGCACGACCGGCAGAUCACAGACCACCUGCAGAAGAUCACCAAGGAGACAGAAGAGCUGCACCUCAUGGUGAAGGACAUGGACGUGGAGGAGCUCAAGCAGAGCCUGCGGGAGAUGGUCGAGACAUCCGCCUCGCUCACGGCGUCGCAGCAGGAGCGCAUGGCCGCACGCGCCUCAAAGGAGUCUGAGCUCAUCGACCGCGUGAAUGUGCUACUGAAGCGCCUGGGAUCCCGGGUGCGCGUGGAGGAUGCGUUGGCAGCAACGCCUGCAAGCGUUGGCAAGCAGCGCAGCGGCGACGCACUGGCGGCUGGCGCUCGACGCCGAAGCGGUGCCGGUGCUGGUGCCAUGCUGAGCAGCGGCAGCAGCAAGGCAGGGAGCGAUGCAGCGAGCCCAGCAUCCCCCACAGCCGUGAGCGGAGACGAGGAGGGCGACGACUCAGGGAAGCAGGAGCUGAUGGUGAGCACGCAGCGGCUGCUGGCCAAGCGGGAACAGCAGCACGUGGCAGAGGCAGAGGAGCUUGGCAAGACAUCCCUUGCUGGACUCGGCGACCUGCAGACGCUUGACACGGAGGAAGGACAGACCACGCUGGUGAACAAGAUGCUUGAUGACCUCGAGAAGCAGCUGGACAGCGCCGGCGAUGACGGCAAGGAGGGCGACACUGCGGGGUCGGCAACAGACCCGUUCACGCCCGAGGAGGAGGCCGUCAUGUCUGCGUUCAUCCGCAGCCAGCUCGGCGAUAAGUUUGACACCAUCGCAGAGAACUCUGAGGAGUACCAGCAGGCGCGGGCAGCUGCAGAGAACAUGAUCCACCGCACCCGUCGCGAUGCAGCCACCAUGGCCGCAGAGGCAGCAAAGGGUGAUGCCCAGCUCAGCAAGGCAGACGUCGACACAGAGCGUCUGAUUCUGAUGCAGGUUGCGGAGACGCAGACGAGCGGCGAGGAGAGCGGUGAAGGCAUGGCGCGGGUGCAGGCGAUUGCUGCCCACUAUCAGGGUCUGCGCAAGGCUGUGCGGGAGCGCAUGAGUGCGGCUGCCAAGCGCAGGAAGGACAAGCGGUGCACAAAGAUUGACACAGAGGCUGCGCAGCAGGAGCGCGAGGAGCUUGAGGCCCUGCAGUCCACGCCCGAGUUCAAGGCGCUGUCACGCGAGGAGCGCCGCCUGCGACAGGACAAGAUCAAGCAGCGGGCCAAGGCGCGUGCGCGCCAGCGCAAGCGCGUGGUUGAGGCUGAGGAGGACGCCAAGGAGCAGGUGCUGGCCGCGCGCAUGGUGAAGCAGCUCAACACGACCGAGCUGAACAAGCUGCAAGAGGCGACCAGGGCGAUGGUGCAGGCGACGGCCGGCAGUGAGGAUGAUGCGGAGAAGAUGGCUGCGGAGUUUGACGAGCGACGCAACAAGGCGCGCCAGCACCUGAGCGACCAGCACAAGCAGCAGAUGAACCGCAUGAAGGAACGGCUGGCCAAGACGCGCCUGAAGAAGCAGGAGGCGCUGACCGUUGCCGUGUCCGAGGCGGUGGAGGUGUCGCAGCUUGAGGUGCCCGAGCUGGAGGUUGCGCCGGAGAGCGUGAUGGAGUUGGAGGCCAUGGAGAAGAACCAGCAGCGCAUGGAGGCUGAGCUGCGCAAGCGCCACGAGCAGGAGCUGAAGGAGCUUGAAGGCAAGCUGCGCAAGGAGGCCGAGGAGGAGGAGAAGCGUGCGCUGGAUGCGUUGGAGGAGCGCAAGCAGCAGGUGCUCAAGGAGAAGCGCUCCAAGCUGGAGGCCGAGGUGCGCGCACGGCCUGACCUCUCCGAGCAGGAAAUGAACCGGCUCAUGAAGCAGCACGAGCAGCAGCUCAACACGCUGUCGGCGCGCAUGGACGUGGAGCGCAACCGCCAGCAGGAGCUGAUCAAGGCCAAACUGGCGGAGCGCAAGCAGAAGCGCAAGAAGCUGCAGGAGCAGCGGCAGGAGGUGGAGCUGCAGCGCGAGAUUGCCACGCAGCGCCAGGAGACAGAGGCGCUCAAGCACGAGCAGGUGCGGGAGGCCGAGCGGGAGGCGAUGGUUACCUCCCUGCAGCAGACGGGCAAGGACGCGGAGACGGUGGUCGCCUCUGUGCUGCAGCGGCGCCACGCGCAGGAGCUGCAGCAGAUCCGUGAGCAGGUGGAGGCUGAGCAGGACGUGGCGCUGAAGGAGCUCAAGGCAACGAUCCAGGAGCGGCACGAGGCGCGGCUUGACGAGCGCGCAACGCGGUACGAGAAGGAGAUGGCCGACUUUAUGGUGGAGUCUGCGUCCAUCGACCCGGAGGCCGCGGAGGAGACGCGGCGCUACAUCGAGCAGGCGUACAAGCUGGACGUGUCUGAGCUGGAGAGCGAGUAUGAGAACGAGCUUGCGCAGGCGGAGACGGCGACCAAUGCGCGGCUGGAGCUGAAGCUGACGGAGAUGCUGCUCAAGCGCAAGGAGCAGCACUACCAGGAGUUUGCAGAGGCGCUGCGCGACCUGUCGCCGCAGUCUGACGAGAGCGCGCAGGCGGAGCAGCGGGCGAUGGAGCUGGAGCGCAUGCGGCAGGAGCUUGAGCAGCAGCGGCGGGAGCAGUUUGAAGAGCUGGAGCAACAGCAGCAGGACAUGCUCAAGGAGCUGCUGGCCGAGCACCAGCAGGCGAUUCUGCAGGAGGAGCAGGAGGAGCGCGAGCGGAUGAGCAAGGAGAUUGAGGAGCUCAACGCCGUGCGGGAGAAGAUCAAGGAGGAGUCGAAGAUGCACAUGAAGAAGCAGUACGAGCAGCUGGCCCAGCUGACGGACGAGGACAGCUCUGCGGUGCUGGACCGCUUCAGCAAGAACCAGGCGCACCUCACGCAGCUGCUUGAUGCAGAGAAGCAGCGGCAGAAGGCUGCCCUCAUGGCCCGGCGUGCACAGCAGAUCCAGAAGCGCCGCCAGCGGCGCCGCCGCAGCACAAAGGCGGUGUCCACUGGCGAUGGUGGCGACUCGCGGCUCGCCACAGCAGCGACCACCACUCGCGGUAGCGAUGGCAGUGAUGGUGCGGAACAGCGCAAGUCGGCAGGUGCUGCUGAGGAGGAGGAGGAGAAGAAGCAGGAGGCAGACAUUGCCACGUUUGACAGCAACGAUGAGGAGGACGAGGAUGACGACGAAGAUGAGGAGGAGUAUGAGGACGAGGAGGCGGAGCUGUCUGCGGAGGGCCCCUCUGCACCGGCCUACGGUCCCGGCGACGCCAUCACGUCUGAGCGGCUGCGGGAGUCUGCUGCCUCGACGGGCGUGUUUUCGCGCCUGCAGGCGAUUGAGGCGAUGCUGCGCUCCACGGGCAAGACGCGUGCGCCCGCGCACCUGGCGGACGACCUGUGCAAGGACUUCACGCUGGAAGGCGAUGAGCCCGUGGUUGUGUCUGAGGAGGAGCUGGAGCCGGCAGAGGUGCUGUCGAUGGAAGUUGGCGCGGCCGUGUGCGAGUGGCUGUCCGCGCAGCAUGGGUACCCGCGCGUGCACGUGCUUGCUGCAUCGCAGCUGCCUGGCGUGCGUGCAGAUCUCAACAAUGCGUACGAGGGCAACGCGUACCGCAAGAGCAUGCUGUUUGUUGAGGCUGAGCAGCAGCUUGUGGUGCGGCGGGAGUACCUGCGUGAUGUGCACACGCUGCUGCCGCUGCUGCUGCACUCGAUGGCGCACGUUGCUGUCGGCGAGAUGAAGCGGGACGAUGCGCCGUCCUUCCUGGCUUCGUUUCACCGCACCAUUGGCCUUGUUGGGCAGCUGCUCCUCAGCGCCAAGCUGGACACGAGCAAGGCGCUCAAGAAGAUUGAGUCUGCCAAGCCCCAGGCAAAGAAGGAUGCCGCCCGCAAGUUUGUGCAGCCCAUGCUGCACUCAUGA